ACACAAAAGUCUUUACUUUGCAUGAUGUAGAUUUUUAAAAGCAGUCAUUGUACUUGUUGAAUAAGCUGUGGAUGCAUGUCUACAAGCACAUAUUAAAGUCUGGAAUCUGAUUGAUUCACCAAAGCAUUUUCUAACCUCCUAUCACUGCAUUCAUUUACUUUUCUGUUUGCAACAUGCAUGACUAAGUGGAGCCUACGACACUCCCCUGCCUGCAGACAGCGGUCUGUGGGUGGGAUGAUGACUGGGAGGCGCCUGCCCUCUCAUUUACCCCCUGCUUCCUCCACACCUCUUUGUUUACACCUCCAGGCCGGUCAAGUCCAGGCAGAAGAGCAGCAGCUCUUCCCCUCCCAACAACAACAAUGUCUGCCCUGCUGCUAACUUUUGCCCUGCUGUUCACACUUUCUCGCGCCUCGGACACGGUGCCUCCUGCCCAGCUCGGGCCGCCGUCGCUCGGCUUUAGCUCGUCGGUCCGCUCGGUGUGCAAACCCAUCCCCAGCACCCUGUCUCUGUGCCACGGCAUCGGCUACAGGCGCAUGUGGAUCCCCAACUUGCUCGGCCACGACUCCCUGAGAGAGGCCCAGCAGCAGUCGGCGGCCUGGCUGCCCCUCAUCUCCAAACUGUGCCACCGGGACACCAAGAAGUUCCUGUGCUCGCUGUUCGCCCCGGUGUGUCUGCCGGAGCUCAGCGGGCCGCUCAGCCCCUGCAGGAGCCUGUGCGAGGCGGUGCGGGACGGCUGCGUGCCCGUAAUGAGCGCCUUCGGAUUCCCCUGGCCCAAGAUGUUCAACUGUAGCCGGUUCCCCCGCGGAACCGAGCUGUGCAUCCCGGCCACCGGAGAGCAGGAGGAGCGCACGGCGGAGGAGGUCAGACACGAGGAGGCGCUGAAAGGGAGUGUUAUCUGCGAUGCCUGCAGUCUGGCUGCUGAAGGAGAAACUGACAUUCAGGAGAACUUCUGCCAAAGUCCUUAUGCAUUUAAGAUGCGUCUGGGCAGCGUGUCAACAGUGGGAGGUGACCGUCAGCUGGUGCCGACAGCCCGCAGCCGCAUCCUGAGGUGGGCAGGGGGAGGUGCGGAGAGGGCAGAGGAGGUUGGAGGCGCAAUGGCCCACAGCGCUCUGUGGCUGCAGGAAGGAGGUACUUGUACUUGUCCUGGUUUGGACUCUGCAGAGACAAACAAAGACGGAGGGACAGUGGAGGAACAGGUCGACAGGAGACUGGCAAAAGAAGGAGGAAAGGUGGGCAACGGGGGCCAGGGUGGAUGGUACCUUGCCCUGGCUCAGGCUGACGAGGGAAGACUGGUGCUGACUCGACUGGUGAGGUGGAGCAGAGGGGACAAGGAGCUGAAGAAGUUCAUCAGAGUGCUCCUUAAACAGCCGUGUCCAGAGCUAUAAACAGCAGAGCUAUCAUCAACCACUGCAGGUUCGUCCUGUGGAUGCAACACUUUUACAGGAUAUAUAAAAUCGAAAGUAGUAAAUAAGUCAGGAAUUACCUGCUGAAUAAACAACAGUUAAUAGUUCCUAAAUAGCAGCAAAUAAGUCACCAGAAUGUGGAUACAAACUGGGAAAUGUUACACAAUCGAUAACCAAACAAAGCUUCCUUAAACAUAUAAUUUUGUGUAUCACUAAUUCCCCUUUUCCAGUAAAACAGAACAUAAUUUUAUUGCACCGACAAGCAAACGUUUUUUAGUUUGUUGGUUUUUUACAGAGAAUGGAUUCAUGAAUGACCAAAGACUUGCUGUAAUCACCAAUUAUGCCUUAAUUCUGGGAAUAUCAAGCAGCGAGUGAUCCUGAGGCAUUGUUCCAAAAGUCACUACCACACAGGGCAUGCAGUGUAGUUACAGCUGGGGCAGUAUUUGUAUAUUUUUGUGUACAUACAAGAGACAAAAUGUAACCCAUUAAUCCAGUUAUUCACUGAAUUAAAGAGUGACUCGUUAAGAUCACUGGGGUGUAUGUUUUACAUGUAAGGUUUUUUUUUUCUUAUACUACCUAUCAUAUCAAAGUAUGUUAUUACUUUCACACACAUUAAGGCUGCAGCAUGAAUAUAAUGGACUUUUUUUUUUUUUGCUAUUAUUUGAUGUUUUUCUUUCACAGCAGCUAAACUCUCAAAGAUGUCGUUUAAUGAGUGAAAACACUUAAUGUGGAAUGACAUGACGGCAAUAAAAUACGCUAUAAUCACAACAGAAGGGAAGCACUGAAGAGGAACAAAGGAUGGGAUGCAUGAUGCCAUGUACACAAUAAAUUGUUUCAUUUUGGGUUUGGUCUCUAUUUUUUUUUUCUUUUUGCAUUUUAUUGUGUAUUUAUUUGUAUCUAACAUGAUUCUACUCUUGUUAGUUUUUCAUUUAAUAAACUUUUAUACAAACUUU
Stegastes partitus (bicolor damselfish) is the source of this 2356-nucleotide messenger RNA. RefSeq names its product secreted frizzled-related protein 2 like (gene sfrp2l). Bases 360 to 1385 code for a protein of 341 amino acids. Gene Ontology annotation, molecular function: Wnt-protein binding. The transcript has 3 exons. The record is from RefSeq and is a predicted model, not a curated record. Gene Ontology annotation, biological process: non-canonical Wnt signaling pathway; canonical Wnt signaling pathway. NCBI's taxonomy places the organism in Eukaryota, Metazoa, Chordata, Actinopteri, Pomacentridae.